Messenger RNA from Monodelphis domestica (gray short-tailed opossum), 4398 nucleotides. It is a transcript of the gene SLC10A2, whose product is annotated as solute carrier family 10 member 2. Lineage: Eukaryota; Metazoa; Chordata; Mammalia; Didelphimorphia; Didelphidae. The record is from RefSeq and is a predicted model, not a curated record. Gene Ontology annotation, cellular component: apical plasma membrane. Gene Ontology annotation, biological process: bile acid and bile salt transport. Gene Ontology annotation, molecular function: bile acid:sodium symporter activity.
UGUGUGUGUGUUUAUAGGAUGCCAAGUGAUACGUGUUAAGAAAGGUUUAAAAGUUUGACGUGGUUGCAGUAGAUAUUCCUUUUUCCUUCAGGGUACAGCAAGGACAACAUUCAGGAAACCCAGAUACUAAAGACUUAAUCACCAGCCACCAGAACAACAAUGAAUUCUACAGAUUGCUUUCCUAAUGCCACCGUUUGUACCGGUACAUCUUGUCUGUUAACUGAGAGUGAUUUCAACAGAACUCUGAGUGUCAUCCUAAGUGCUGUUCUUACCACCUUGUUGGCCUUAGUGAUGUUUUCCAUGGGCUGCAAUGUAGAAAUUAUGAAAUUCCUGGAUAACCUAAAGAGACCAUGGGGUAUAUUUGUGGGAUUCCUUUGUCAGUUUGGAAUUAUGCCUCUUGUGGGCUUUAUCCUAUCAGUGGCCUUUAACAUCCACCCUAUCCAGGCUGUUGGCGUGCUCAUCAUGGGCUGUUGCCCAGGAGGAACAGCUUCCAAUGUUUUGGCUUACUGGUGUGAUGGUGACAUGGACCUGAGUAUCAGCAUGACAACAUGUUCCACACUGCUUGCCUUGGGAAUGAUGCCUCUUUGUCUCUUUCUUUAUACAAAAAUGUGGAUAGAUACUGGGACAAUUAAAAUUCCCUAUGACAAUUUAGGUAUUUCUUUGGUUGCUCUCAUUGUCCCUAUUUCUGUGGGAAUAUUUGUCAAUCACAAAUGGCCAGAGAAAGCCAAAGUCAUUCUUAAGAUUGGUUCCAUUACAGGUGUAAUUCUCAUAGUGGUGAUUGCUGUGACUGGAGGCAUAUUGUACCAGGGUUCCUGGUCUAUUGAGCCUAAACUAUGGAUUAUAGGAACAAUAUUUCCAAUGGCUGGCUACUUGCUGGGCUUCUUCCUGGCUAGGAUAGCUGGUCUCUCCUGGCACAGAUGUCGUACAGUGGCUUUGGAAACAGGAAUGCAGAACACUCAGCUGUGUUCAACAAUAGUACAACUCUCCUUCAGCCCUGAAGAGCUUAAUCUGAUGUUUACCUUCCCACUCAUCUACAGUAUUUUCCAGUUUGUAAUGGCAGGACUCUUCAUAGGAAGCUACUAUGCAUGCAAGACAUGUUCUAGCAAAACUAUGGCAGAACUUACAGAGAGUAACAACAGUAAAACAGAGUCUCAAUCAUCCCAUCAUUAUAAAGAGAAUGGAGGAUAUAAUCAGCAGGAAGACUAGACUCCAACAAAAUCAGGGGAUAUAAAAAAAAAACCAAGAUGCUUGUUCUAUAACUUCUUUUUAAAGUCUUUGAUUUGGUAAACCAUUUGACAAAAAAAAAAGUCAAAAGAUAAGUUUAGGUUUCUGAUCAAAGCCACAUAUUGAAUUCCAUGAUAACUGACUGGUGGCCCUGUUUUGAUGUUACAUGGAUUUGUCAAGAGCAAGCUGAUUUUUAAUUGUGCCAAGAACAAAUAUUCAAGGGUCACCAUGAAGAGCUUAUAGCAAUUGCACCAGAUUCUCCUUCUGUUGAAGUCUUUGAGUUUCUUAUCACCCUGAGAUGAGAACCUGACAUUUUGUGCAUAAAUACAAGUAGAAUUCAUUGUUGCUGAAAAGCUAAGAUGUGCUACAGUAUUUAUCUGAUUGAAGGAUUGAAAGUUCCUGUGACAUUUUUAAACCAUUAUUAUUCAAAGCUUUUGGAUCCUAUGCAUUAAGAUUACCUGCCAGAGAACACCACAGGCCAAUAUCUGAUUUUCCUUCUGAGUGAAAAGAAGAAAAGAAAAAAAUGUAAAAGCCUAUUCCAAGAAUGAUACCCUAACAUCAUAGCUGACUGGUAACAAAAUCAAUUUGAUUCCAAAAACACUUAUUGAAUGUCUACAAGGGCAUAGAGUUAAAGAUAUCCCCCUUACUCAGCAUGGAUGCUCUCCAUCCAUUAUCCACUUCAAAAACAUAAUGUUCUAUAUAGCAUGUUGCAGGAAACUAACAAAAAUGAAUUGUAUGUACUUCAUUUUGUACACAUUAUAGAACUUUGCACAUUAUAGAAGUGUAAUAAAUGUUUUUUUUCAUUCAUUCACUUUUCAUAGACCUUUCUGAAGUUUUGAGAACCUUCUCCAAGAAAAGUAGUUUCUUCCUCCUCUGUCGCUAUAGGAAAAGUCACAAAGGUUGUAUAUCAGUCCAAUGAUCAAUACUGAUAAAGUAUACACUGUGUUGAGAGCAUAUUAAAGGCUAAUGCCAUGGGGAAGCCAGGGAAGCAGGCAGCAGUGACUGCCCUACAAGCGAUGUCCAAUGAAUGGUAAUAAACAAACAAAGACAAGAAAAGAUAAGGAACAGAAACUCUCCAAGUAUGGAACAUUACAGGUUUACAGAUGUAAAUAGUAGCAAUGACAGGUAGCUAGAGUGAUUCAGGUCAGAAGGAGUUUAAUAGGGAGGUGAGCCCUGAGUAUUGUGUGAGAUCAAAGAUAUGUUAUAAUAACUAAGAGCAGGACAAGUCUUGGCAGAAGAAAGGGAGUACUGAAGGACUAAGGAAGUAUAUUUGUUUGGAAUCAGCAAAGAUGAAACAGGAUAUGACAGGUCAUUGAGAUGCUAGAGGGUUGAAGUGGUAGAAGCUUGAAUCUCUAAUAGAGGAUUCGACUUCCUUUUUCAACAGCAGAAUUUGUCCAUUUUACCAACUCACUUAUUAGUACUCUUAUUCCAUUAAUAGUAAGAAAAAAAAUUCUCUCAACUUUUGAAUGAUCAGAGCUCAGACUAAAUGCCUUCAUAUGGUUCCUGAGUAGUAUAGCUCCAAAGUAAGAAGACUAUAUAAGCUCUCAAGUUCAAAAUAAGGACAUUCUGAUCAAAAGAUGUCCAAUGAAUGUCACAUUGAUAUUUAGCUAAUUCCCAGAUUUUCCACCCUACGUCAAGACAAAUAUUGACUAUGGGGUGUGGGGGGGGGGGAAGAAUGGUCUUUUUAAAUUAUUUUAAGUUAAUAGGUUGAGGUUUUUUGUUUGUUUCUAAGAAAAGAGGUGGGAAGAGAACAAAUUUUCUCCUAAUGAAACUUCAAAGAAUUGAGUUUUACCUAUGAGAAAGGAAGUAUCUCAAACCUUAUGGCUAGAUUUCUAUACUUUCCUCAUCAAACAGAUGACAGACAAGUGCCCCAAGAUUUACAGUUAUGAAUUCACAUUAAGAAUUUCAAAUACAUGCCAAGUCCAAAGAUUGGAUAUCAACAUCUACAAUGAGCAAGCAGCAUUGUUUCUUCCUGUUGUUCAAAAUAAACAAAUAAAGAAGAAUCCCUUUCUACAUAAUGUGAACAUAGUACUUUGUGGAUUGUUUUGUUAUUUGCUAUUUUUUAUUUUCAAAAUUUUCUUUAGGGGAGAAAAAAGCUGUCUUUGAAAUGACAGAUCUCUAUUUUUAAAUGAACUUGGGAAUCAGAUUAAGAUGUAUAUUUUGCUGCUUCUGUUUCACAUUAAAUUAAUAUGUUAUUAUAAAGUCAAAUAAGCUAGCUUAAUGUUUUUUAACUUGUUCUAUUUAAGUCAUUUCAAAGUGUGAUUUCUUUGAUUCUGAGGUUUAGCCCUGUGAGCAAACUCAUCUAGUGACUACUGUUACAUUGUUCUUCAAUAAGUUUUUAAAUGAUUAACUAGUGUGAUUGAUUAAUUAGUACCACAAAAAUUAUCUCCCUGAUUAUCAAGAGGACUGAUAAAAGAAUUAUAAUGUUUUAGGAUGUUUGUUUCUACAUUCAUCAGUUUUAUGAUUAAUAAUUAUGAUAGUUAUGACAUGAAGUCAUAAAUUAUGCUCAAAAGAAGUCAAAUUUCAUUUGUAGACAGUUUUUCAACAAUUCAGGAGAGGGGGAAUAAUCUGAUUUUGUAGAUAAAGAAAUGAAGAUCACAAAGUCAGGUCACUGAUCAAAUCCUCUGUAUUAACCACAAGGAAACACUUAUUCAGAGAAAGCAGAUAGGCUAUUAGGCAGAUAGAACUCCAGAUAGAUGAUAGAUAGAUAGAUAGACAGAUAGAUAGAUAGAUAGAUAGAUAGAUAGAUAGAUAGAUAGAUAUAGAGAUAGAUAGAUAGAUAGAUAGAUAGAUAGAUAGAUAGAUAGAUUAGUUUGUGUGUGUUUAUAUGUAUAUUUUUAUAUGUGUGUGUAAACAGUCAUAAAAUGUUUGCAUCUCCCCAGAUCACUUGACCGUCUUCAGAUUUUGUUUUAUGCAAUGGAAGUAACCAAAUUUCCCAUCAUCAACCAUAAUCUUAUCCCUUUAAGAGCAUAUCAGUAUUGCCUUCAAAAUCUAGCAUGCAUAAAUCCAAGUCAAUUGGGAGAAGAAAUGGAAAAUUGAGAAAGGAAACUUAAAGACAAAAAAAGAUAAUUUUUUAUUUCUCCCUUCCAAAGGAAAAAAACAAAUGAAAAGGAUCUCAAGUCUAUAGCAGAGAUUUCAUGGGUUUAAAAAUAAACAAGAUUUGUCAUAAUUUAA